Messenger RNA from Cinclus cinclus, 1089 nucleotides. RefSeq names its product blue-sensitive opsin. NCBI's taxonomy places the organism in Eukaryota, Metazoa, Chordata, Aves, Passeriformes, Cinclidae. The record is from RefSeq and is a predicted model, not a curated record. The transcript has 5 exons. Gene Ontology annotation, biological process: visual perception; G protein-coupled receptor signaling pathway; phototransduction. Gene Ontology annotation, cellular component: membrane; photoreceptor outer segment. Gene Ontology annotation, molecular function: G protein-coupled receptor activity. Bases 1 to 1089 code for a protein of 362 amino acids.
AUGCAGAAAUCACGGGAAAUGCGGGACGAACUCCCCGAAGAUUUCUACAUCCCCAUGACCCUGGACACCACCAACCUGACGGCGCUGAGCCCUUUCCUGGUCCCCCAAACCCACCUGGGUAGCCCCGGGAUCUUCAGGGCCAUGGCGGCCUUCAUGUUCCUGCUGAUCGUCCUGGGCGUCCCCAUCAACGCGCUGACCGUCGUCUGCACGGCCAAGUACAAGAAGCUGCGGUCGCACCUCAACUACAUCCUGGUCAACCUGGCGGUGGCCAACCUGCUGGUGGUGUGCGUGGGCUCCACCACGGCCUUCUACAGCUUCUCCCAGAUGUAUUUCGCACUGGGGCCGCUGGCCUGCAAGAUCGAGGGGUUUGCAGCCACGCUGGGAGGGAUGGUGUCCCUGUGGUCCCUGGCCGUGGUGGCCUUCGAGCGCUUCCUGGUCAUCUGCAAGCCCCUGGGCAACUUCACGUUCCGGGGUAGCCACGCGGUGCUGGGCUGUGCCAUCACCUGGAUCUUCGGCCUCAUCGCCUCCGUGCCCCCCCUCUUCGGCUGGAGCAGGUACAUCCCCGAGGGGCUGCAGUGCUCGUGCGGCCCGGACUGGUACACGACGGACAAUAAAUGGAAUAACGAGUCCUACGUGAUUUUCCUCUUCUGCUUCUGCUUCGGCUUCCCCCUGACCGUCAUCAUCUUCUCCUACGGGCGGCUGCUGCUCACCCUGCGCGCGGUGGCCAAGCAGCAGGAGCAGUCGGCCACCACGCAGAAGGCGGAGCGGGAGGUGACCAAGAUGGUGGUGGUGAUGGUGCUGGGGUUCCUGGUGUGCUGGCUGCCCUACACGUCCUUCGCGCUCUGGGUGGUGACGCACCGGGGACACCCCUUCGAUGUGGGGCUGGCCUCCAUCCCCUCCGUCUUCUCCAAGGCCUCCACCGUCUACAACCCCAUCAUCUACGUCUUCAUGAACAAACAGUUCCGCUCCUGCAUGCUCAAGCUGGUGUUCUGUGGCCGGAGCCCCUUCGGGGACGAGGACGACGUGUCCGGCUCGUCCCAGGCCACGCAGGUGUCCUCGGUGUCCUCCAGCCAGGUGUCCCCGGCGUAG